AUGCCCCUAAGCCAAGAUGACUUUGGCUUUGGCCGUGCGCCGUGGCGAAGCCGUUUGAAGAACAUGGGCUUGUGUCGACCACAGCCGCAGAUUGGCACCGCCAUUUGGGAUACGACCCCUGAAAGAGAACCACGUGUUCGCGGAAGUGACGCUGCGAGGAGCCAAUUGGAUUCAAAGUUCUAUCCCAAGGAGGCAAUCUCCAGUCGUCCAUUGAAGCGUCCGAAGACCCCACCAAACCGGGUGGACAAGGUGGAGGGCAUCGCAAGAAUUGACCACAUCCCGAUGAAGCAGAGGGCUUUGCAUGAUACAUCAAAACGGUGUUUCCCUUGGGCCAGAAGCCAACUCACCGGAUACGAGAACCCAGUGCAGUGGGAAGAGGAGCCCAUCCCUGGACAGCGCCCCUCACAUCCAGUGUCAGCCAAUGGUCCCGUUGGUGUGGAACACCGAAGAUGUUUCCCUGAGAAGCAACUGCCUUCAGGGAUCCCACCACCAGCGCUUUGCAAGCCCCCCUUCGGCUCUGAAUGGGGUGGUUGGGCCUUGAAUGGUGCUCCUGGACGUGGACCUUUGCAACAACCAUGGGAUUCCCUCAGAGGUGCCAAUGAGGAGCGGGAAGAACGUUUUUGCGAUGCGCGUACCAAGCGUUUUCCAGAGAUGAAGUAUGAAGACACCUUCCAUCGAACCAAAUGGCACCUGGAUGCGAAGGAUCAUGUGGACCCUGCAAACGCCAAGCGAAUUCAUGUGAACGUACCCAAGGUUGGCCUAGCCACACCUGCAGCAGGCAAAGCUAGCAAUAUGCCCGUGGAGGGAGCUGCGAUGGACUGGUAUGAGCGAGUUCGUGGCAAGGAGACUUCCCAAGGCAGUCUAGGCUGUGCUGCGGCAAAGGUUUGCUGGCAUCAAGAUCAUCCAGGGUUAGAUCAUCCAGGGUUUUCGUGGGCAAGUUCUUUCAUGAAGUUUCAAAAGGGGUCGGACACUCGUGAAAACUAA
Molecule: messenger RNA, 984 nt
Organism: Durusdinium trenchii
Lineage: Eukaryota; Dinophyceae; Suessiales; Symbiodiniaceae
Source: the annotation of a GenBank genome assembly